AAUUGCAAUCUUUAAAAUCGACGUCUGGGGAAGAGAACCAGAGGUGGAGAGAAUUGUUCAUAAAGGACUGCGCAACGAAGUAUUCUCUAGACUGUGGCUUUUUGUGAAACUGUAACAUUACGUCGAGCAUCUCCAUCAGCCUAAGAUUGAAACAUGACGAAAAACUCGGUCCAAUCUCAGAAUGGUGAGACCGUUGCAGAGAGCAGAACAGUAGAGGAUGUAUUUGACGAUACUUACAAGGAAAAGGAUGGCCCAAAACCGCUACGGGAAAUUGUCUGGAGAAAUGUUAUUUUAAUGGCAUUACUGCACACUGGAGCUUUGUAUGGACUGACAAUUACGCCAUCGGUGUCCUCUCUGACUUUAUUGUGGACGGUUGUAUGCUUCUUCAUCAGUGCCCUUGGGGUGACAGCUGGUGCUCACCGCCUUUGGAGUCAUAGGUCAUACAAAGCUUCACUGCCCCUGCGCAUCUUCCUGGCUUUUGCAAACUCCAUGGCCUUUCAGAACGACAUCUAUGAGUGGGCCAGGGACCACAGGGUGCACCACAAGUUCUCGGAGACUGAUGCAGACCCCCACAACGCGCGGAGGGGCUUCUUCUUCGCCCACAUUGGCUGGCUGAUGGUUCGCAAACACCCAGACGUGAUCGAGAAGGGCAAGAAACUGGAACUGAGUGAUCUCAAAUCGGACGCAGUCGUCAUGUUCCAAAGAAAGCAUUAUAAGAUGUCCGUGCUGCUGAUCUGCUUCGCCCUCCCCAUGUUUGUGCCCUGGUACCUGUGGGGGGAGUCUCUGUGGGUGGGCUACUUUGUCCCGGGACUCCUGAGGUACGCCGUGGUGCUCAACGCCACGUGGUUGGUGAACAGCGCGGCACACAUGUGGGGCAUGAGGCCCUACGACAGUCACAUCAACCCCAGAGAGAACAAGUUUGUGGCUUUCAGCGCCAUAGGAGAGGGCUUCCACAACUACCACCACACGUUUCCUUUUGACUACGCCACGAGCGAGUUUGGCGGCGGCAAGUUGAACCUCACCACCUGCUUCAUUGACCUGAUGUGCUCCGUGGGGCUGGCCACGGACUGCAAGCGGGUGUCGCCAGAGAUUAUCAAGGCCCGCAUCCAGCGCACCGGUGACGGCAGUCAUAAGACGGGCUGAGCGACUCUCAGGUUUCACCGCUUCCCAUUCACCACGGGCCAAAAGCAACAACAACAUCAGCAACGCCAUGUGAGGAUGCUGUACUCAAAGGGUGGUUUGUAAAUGAGUUUUUCUCAAAAAGAAAACGCCUCAGAGAUAAAAUCGAAAAAAAAAACCUGGUGAGCCCUGCAAAACUAAUUUGAUUUGGAUAUAUUUUGUUUCCCGAUUGGCGAUGAUAAUAAGUGAGGGAAGAUAACUGGCUCAUGGAAUGGCGAGCAUCUCGGUCAAGUUAUUGCAAGUCAGAGAUGAAAACACUUCAAGUGUCUGGAGGUGAAACGGAUUUCACCAGGAGGGUAAUUCCAGAACGCACGCUUAGUUACUUACCUGGAUACUGCAACUAAAAUGAGUGGAACACUUCCUAGAGAGUAGUCCUAUUGCUUUAUUUUUCUUCGUAAAAAUGAUGUCUUUAGGCUCUUCUAGUUGGAGGUGUACCACUUACUUUUUUGACUUGCCUUAUGUGGGUUGGUAACUAAACUUGCGUACUUGGGAUACCCUCAGUUCGACUUCACGUGGAACACGUAGCUCUUGGUCACUGGUCGAGUACUCAAGUUGGCCUUUAGUCCCUCGUGUCAUUCUGAUGCUAUGCAAAAUAUUCAUUAACACACAUGUGCUAUUAAUCGUUCACGUGGCACUUGGAAAUGACAUAGCCGAUCAGUUUAGCAAUGUGAAGCUUAUAACUUUGAUCAUUUUUGAAUGCAGUAUGUCAUGUAUUACCCUUAUACUGGAUAAUAGUGUGAUACUGAUGUGGAUUUUUCAUUAAUCUUUCACAAAAUCCAUGAAUAAGGAAAAACACCAAGCAGAUUUAAACAGAAGCAAUGUGUUUUUUUUCAUUCAGCCACUGUACCAGCCAACAACUGUACAGUCGUUUUGCAGUCAAAAGUGGAAUAUGCUGCUUCACACCUACUCAUAUCAUUUCCUCGUUGCUCUUAUAACAAAUUGAGAAUUAUUUAUUGAUUAAUUGCACAGCACAUACCUCGCAACAACUUUUUUUUUUUCUGUUUUGUAACACCAGAUUCAAGCACAAUAGGUCAACCCAAAUAGGCUACAUAACAUUUUCCUUGCAAUAGAAUUCUCUUUACCUACAUUCAUGAAGGGAUUGUCUGUCCCUCAGGGAACGCAAACAAUAGGAACCAAGAUAAAUGUACUGUAUAUUGUCCAUAAAUACAAUAAUAUAUUUGAGAUGAACUUGUGUGCCUUAUCAAACAAAACUUUUUUUUUUAAAAGAUAUUCCUUGAGUGAUAUUUAUUCUCCCGUGUUGUGGCAGGUUCAUUAGGAAGUCAUUUAACUUUCUGAUAUCUGCACAUCUAGACAUCACAUCUACCAAAAAAGCCUUUCGGUCUAUUUUAGGCCUUGUAUUACUGUACACAUGACCAAAGGUCUCAUUUGGCGAAGUAGAAAGCUAACUAGGCCAAAUUAAACCUAGUUCUUCCAAUGCAGUGCUGAGCUUCAGGUUGAAUAGGAACUCUUCCUGUGCACAGUGCACAUUAAUAGUCAAGGUUAAUACUGGGUUGAAUAAACAACUGCAUUUUUUUGUCUCUUUUUCCCCUCAGAAAGAGUAUUUUUUAUAGUGUUGGCCUUAUUUUGAAUUUCCAAGUGCCUUAAAUAAAUGGCACAAAGAAUGUUGUGUUCACUGUCAGCACCAAAAAUAAAAACAUUUUUCUUGUAAAUAUGUACAAGUUGUGCAGUGACUUUGUGCUAUAUUCUGCCAUUAAUUGUUGUGACUCAAUAAACCUGCUUAUAAGAGUG
Molecule: messenger RNA, 2928 nt
Organism: Engraulis encrasicolus (European anchovy)
Lineage: Eukaryota; Metazoa; Chordata; Actinopteri; Clupeiformes; Engraulidae
Gene: scdb
Product: stearoyl-CoA desaturase b
Exons: 6
Coding region: 154-1143 (329 amino acids)
Biological process (GO): response to fatty acid; monounsaturated fatty acid biosynthetic process; unsaturated fatty acid biosynthetic process
Cellular component (GO): endoplasmic reticulum membrane
Molecular function (GO): palmitoyl-CoA 9-desaturase activity; stearoyl-CoA 9-desaturase activity; iron ion binding
Source: RefSeq, a predicted model, not a curated record